This is a messenger RNA of Anopheles darlingi, 1084 nucleotides long. RefSeq lists its product as uncharacterized. The transcript has 3 exons. The record is from RefSeq and is a predicted model, not a curated record. Gene Ontology annotation, molecular function: SNAP receptor activity. Gene Ontology annotation, biological process: retrograde vesicle-mediated transport, Golgi to endoplasmic reticulum. Gene Ontology annotation, cellular component: SNARE complex; endoplasmic reticulum. The coding region runs from base 270 to 977 and encodes 235 amino acids. NCBI's taxonomy places the organism in Eukaryota, Metazoa, Arthropoda, Insecta, Diptera, Culicidae.
CGUUGUUUUGGUUUCAGUUCAGCAAUCGUUGUACGCAGGGUUUUGAUUCGUGUGCUGUAAAAGUCGCAAGAAUAUCUUGUUCUACAUGACAUGCCGUGGAUAUUGAAUACACCUUGCCCAAGAGUGCAGCCGUGUGUAUUCUAGGAGUUUAUUGUUAAGAGACUAGACGUUCGUGUCCAACUGGGUCUGUGUUUAAUCAUUCAAUACUGCUUGCGUGUGCCGCUGCAUCCUGCCUGCCUGUCUGCCUGCCUGGGUGUGAUCUGCCAGUCAUGGCGUCGUUCAACCGGCCCGUCUACACGAUCGCCUCCAUCCGGCAGGAGCUCGCGGACAAUACCCUGCAAGCCAAAGCCAUCAUACAGGAAACGUUAGCGUUCCGCGGUUCGUUGGAGGAGCUGAAUGUGCUGAAUGAGGCGGGACGGGAGAAGCUGGGCAACUUGCGUAGGGGCAUCGAGCGGCUAGAUAUAAUGGCACGGGAUCUAGGCGAUGAAGCGCUGUACAAUGAGGUGGAGGGCCAGCGGAAGCAUUAUGCCGACACACUGCAGCAGUUCCGGAAGGCAAACAUCAGCACGAUGCUCGAGAUCGAGAAGGCGAACAAGGAGGAGCUGUUCCAGCUGAGCCCGAAUGCGAGCGAGAUGCGGCAGCGCUCGGGCAAGGGCCACCGCGCCACGACGAUGAUACGUACCGCCACGCACCGGCUGCAGCAAGAGAACGUCACGGAGCGGAUGCUUUCGAUUACACAGCAGCUGCACGACACCACGCAACGGUCGGCCGCCAACCUGGAAUCGCUCAUGAGCAGCAGUAGCGUAGUGGAAUCGACACAAAACGAGCUCCACAGCACGUCCGGCUCGAUAAGCAAUUCCAAGAUGCUGCUGGAGAAGUACGGCCGACGGGACGCAACCGAUUUCGCGGUCACCGUCUUCGGCGUGAUGUUCUUCUUCGCCACCGUCAUGUUCGUGCUCUGGCGUCGGUUGUUCUGAUGAUCACAUGUGUGCAAUCAUCACCCUGUUCCCCUACCCUAUUCCCUUUGAGGCGGUUGACCAUUCUUGUUAAGCUCGGAGCAUAAUUAUAAGUAUCAUAUAAUGCA